Anguilla anguilla (European eel) is the source of this 1031-nucleotide messenger RNA. RefSeq lists its product as uncharacterized. NCBI's taxonomy places the organism in Eukaryota, Metazoa, Chordata, Actinopteri, Anguilliformes, Anguillidae. The transcript is spliced from 2 exons. The record is from RefSeq and is a predicted model, not a curated record. The coding region runs from base 154 to 774 and encodes 206 amino acids.
UGCCUGUAGGACAUCUCCCUGAUGGACAGGUACCAGAUAAGACCUGCCUGCAGGACAUCUCCCUGAUGGACAGGUACCAGGUAAGACCUGCCUGUAGGACAUCUCCCUGAUGGACAGGUACCAGGUAAGACCUGCCUGCAGGACAUCUCCCUGAUGGACAGGUACCAGGUAAGACCUGCCUGUCUGCAGGACAUCUCCCUGAUGGACAGGUACCAGGUAAGACCUGUCUGUCUGCAGGACAUCUUCCUGAUGGACAGGUACCAGGUAAGACCUGCCUGUCUGCAGGACAUCUCCCUGAUGGACAGGUACCAGGUAAGACCUGUCUGUCUGCAGGACAUCUCCCUGAUGGACAGGUACCAGGUAAGACCUGUCUGUCUGUGGGACAUCUCCCUGAUGGACAGGUACCAGGUAAGACCUGCCUGUCUGCAGGACAUCUCCCUGAUGGACAGGUACCAGGUAAGACCUGCCUGUCUGCAGGACAUCUCCCUGAUGGACAGGUACCAGGUAAGACCUGUCUGUCUGUGGGACAUCUCCCUGAUGGACAGGUACCAGGUAAGACCUGCCUGUCUGCAGGACAUCUCCCUGAUGGACAGGUACCAGGUAAGACCUGCCUGUCUGCAGGACAUCUCCCUGAUGGACAGGUACCAGGUAAGACCUGCCUGUCUGCAGGACAUCUCCCUGAUGGACAGGUACCAGGUAAGACCUGUCUGUCUGCAGGACAUCUCCCUGAUUGACAGGUACCAGGUAAGACCUGUCUGCAGGACAUCUCCCUGAAAGACCGAUACCAGGUAAGACCUGCCUGUCUGCAGGACAUCUCCCUGAUGGACAGGUACCAGAUAAGACCUGUCUGUCUGCGGGACAUAUCCCUGAUGGACAGGUACCAGGUAAGACCUGUCUGUCUGCAGGACAUCUCCCUGAUGGACAGGUACCAGGUAAGACCUGCCUGCCUGCAGGACAUCUCCCUGAUGGACAGGUACCAGGUAAGACCUGUCUGUCUGCAGGACAUCUCCCUGAUGGACAGGUACCAGGUA